AUGAUGAUAGAAAAUUUUAACCGCUUCAAACGUGUUCAAUUCACAUGGGCUUACGGCAACUAUACUGUAGAGUUCUUUUGCAGUAUCAGAAAGGGUAAAACCGAGGGCAGCGUCAAGCGUAUUGCCACUGAAAUUGUGAAUGCAUUAGAAACAGAGAUGCAGAGCAGACUUAUCAAGAAGAUCACAGCAUGCCUUACAGACGGCGGUAGCUUGUCCAAUCUGAAGAAGGAUUGCUUCGAGUAA
Mucor velutinosus is the source of this 243-nucleotide messenger RNA. It is a transcript of the gene TFC4, whose product is annotated as transcription factor TFIIIC subunit tfc4. Lineage: Eukaryota; Fungi; Mucoromycota; Mucoromycetes; Mucorales; Mucoraceae. The transcript has a single exon. The coding region runs from base 1 to 243 and encodes 80 amino acids. The record is from RefSeq and is a predicted model, not a curated record.